AUGGGGCCCGCGGAGCCUGCCGUCUCUGGUCCUGCGGCUAGGGCUGUUGAAGUUAAUUACGCUAAACCUGGUCAGCUUAAAUUUGUGACUGAUAAACGCAAUCCUCUGACCUUCGCUGCUUAUGCCCCUACGACUACUUUUCAUUCUUCUUCAGCAGAUUCACGCAAUAUGUUGAGUACGGGGUCCGAAAAACCCAAAACUGUCUACGACUUGUCAUUUAAUGAAACCCUUAACGUCAGUCUUCUACCAGCCACAUUGCACUCCUUUUGCAAGCUGCGCCGCCAACAGCCUUUGCCCAGCCACUCUAACCCCACGGCCGACCUCCCACUCGACCCUCCUCAACAACCUCUACUACCGGCACACUCUUCUUCGUAUCCUCAAGUUGACUUACAAAAGGCACCUGAGAAUAUGGCAGAACCAAGUGGCCGUGUGGGCACAUCUGGAAUCGAUGUUACAGCCCAAAAUAGGCAAUCAGCAUCUACAGGAAAACCCCAAAAUGGUUCCACUAAAGACGCCAAGUGCGUCUCUGGAUGUUGUUAA
Molecule: messenger RNA, 540 nt
Organism: Protopolystoma xenopodis
Lineage: Eukaryota; Metazoa; Platyhelminthes; Monogenea; Polystomatidea; Polystomatidae
Source: the annotation of a GenBank genome assembly